AAAGACACGAUUCAAGAAUAGGCCCAUUAUCAACACGGACCUUUCAAGGACAGCAAAAUGAAUGCGCAGCACCAUGGAAAUGAGUUGCAGAGGAACUAGGGUAUACUGAACUUUCAGCUGGAAAAACAAUGUCGUCUUCCUCCUCGUCGAGAUCGCUUCUUUUCCGGAAUGGUUUCUCUUUGAUCAAGCGAUUGAUGAACCAAAGUACUGCCCGAAAUUCGCUGCAGACGGUAUCUCGGACCCCCGAAAUCACCCCGAAGCUCUUCCCUUGUAUCUCCUCUCAGACUUACGCUAUCCAUUUCCCCCCAAAUAAUGCCGAUUUAUUUCGAAACCUGUCUGCGGAGGGUUUUCUCUACCCUUGUGGCCUCCCUUCGCUUGGAUUUUUUCUUCCUGAGGGAGAAACUUCUACUAACGAGCCAAUGCUUUGCCACACUAAAAGAACGUACCAACCAAGCAACAUAAGACGCAAAAGAAAUCAUGGAUUUCUUGCGCGAAAGGCUACAAAAGGUGGCCGGAGAGUAAUUGCUAGAAGAAUUGCCAAGGGACGCGCACGAGUAACAGUAUAGCUUAUGUACAAACAUAUAGCAUCAUGUGGCAGUUCUGGAUCUCAAUCAAGAGUUAUUCUUACUAGAAGCAUGGUAUAUAUACUGCGCGCAGCAUGCCCCAGUGGGGAGUCUCUGUUUCUGAUGCCACCAAGUACUUGUGUUUUAUCUUGUUCAGAAUUUCUCAAUGAAUCCAUCAUAUUUGCUUGCUGCUUUUAAACCUUAUUGUAAUAAUUUCUAUCCGAUCCUCCAUUUUCUUGUUAAAAAGAAUGAAAAUUACUUGCAUAGACUUUGCAACAUCUGGACAGGGAUAUUCCAUCUGGUUAUGAAUGCUGCAAAUUUGGGAAGUUGACAGCACUUUUCGUCAAAGUUACAUACCCCGUAGCAUGUAUUACAGAGAAUCCCUGUAUCCACUCAGUUGUUGGCUUGAUCACAACCAUUCUAUUGAGAGCAGUCGAUUAAGACAAGCAACCGAUCCAAAAUUUUCUCAUGCCAAAAUAAGCCCGUGUUUGUUUCAAAUGAUGGGUGGGGGACCAAUGAAGAUAAAAGAGGUGAGGAAAAUAGAGAAUUACAAGACUGUUAUGUGCUUGGUUCAAUUCAAUGAAUGCAUUUCAGAAAAGUAUAUGGAAGUUGGAGUAUAUAGUUGUUCUAAUCCCCUUUAGCUAUGUGCAUUUUUUAAUAAUUGUUCAAGCCUUCAAGGUUUACCAAAUAUGCUACCGAGACACUUGGGGCUGAUUUGAAAAUCGCAAAAUUGAAUACUUUGGGAGUUGGGACGGAUUGAAAAAGUAAAUUCACCAACUGAUACGGUGUGCUGUACAUAUACAAAAGAGUGAGAGUUUUUGUAAAUGGAGAAAUCCGCUCGGCAGUAUUAGAGGCCGUUGGGCAACCCUGUUUUUCGGCUUGUCAGGCAACUUUUUCAUCAAACAUGUAAUUUUUGCUUUCGCGCGUUGAA
Molecule: messenger RNA, 1494 nt
Organism: Cuscuta epithymum
Lineage: Eukaryota; Viridiplantae; Streptophyta; Magnoliopsida; Solanales; Convolvulaceae
Source: the annotation of a GenBank genome assembly